Carica papaya (papaya) is the source of this 1330-nucleotide messenger RNA. RefSeq names its product Metal-dependent phosphohydrolase. Gene Ontology annotation, cellular component: cytoplasm. The record is from RefSeq and is a predicted model, not a curated record. Gene Ontology annotation, molecular function: 5'-deoxynucleotidase activity. NCBI's taxonomy places the organism in Eukaryota, Viridiplantae, Streptophyta, Magnoliopsida, Brassicales, Caricaceae.
GAAAUCGAAACGGGCAGAAGUCGUUUUUCUCGGGAAAAAAAAAAAACAGAAAUAGUUUCCUGAAAGCAAAAAUAUAGCAGGUUGUGUAAGUAGAAACCGAAAUCAAUUUGAAUAUAAGAAGUGCAUUUCAAUCUGCGAAACAAUGGCAGUUAAUCCAUCGAUACAUUACGCGCCUCCUCUGAAUCGAACGCUACUCCGCCGUUCCCCUCUCGCUAUCUUCCAUACGGCUGCUUCGAAAACCUUUUUCUACGGAGAAUCGCCGAAACCGAGGAUCGUCGUAAUGCGGUGUCAGAAACCUGUUUCAGACGAAUCCCUUACCAGUAAAGCUGCGAAAUUGGCCGAUCGCGAUGCUCCGAUGGGAUCUUCCGGCUCCUCUUCUUCCGCGGUUAUCGAUUUUCUCACAUUGUGCCAUCGACUCAAGACCACGAAAAGGAAGGGAUGGCUCAAUCAUGGGAUAAAGGGUCCAGAAUCCAUUGCUGACCAUAUGUACCGCAUGGCUUUGAUGGGAUUGAUUGCCGGUGACCUUCCUGGUGUUAACAGAGAAAGGUGUAUCAAGAUAGCAAUUGUGCAUGAUAUUGCAGAAGCUAUUGUUGGAGAUAUAACACCAUCUGAUGGUGUGCCCAAGGAAGAAAAGAGCAGACGAGAACAAGCAGCUUUGAAUGAAAUGUGUGCAGUUCUUGGUGGAGGAAGGAGGGCUGAAGAGAUCAAAGAACUUUGGGCAGAAUAUGAAAAUAAUGCUUCUAUAGAAGCUAAUCUUGUGAAAGAUUUUGAUAAAAUUGAAAUGAUUCUGCAAGCACUGGAGUAUGAAAUGGAACAUGGAAAAGUACUUGAUGAGUUUUUCCUUUCAACAGCAGGAAAGUUUCAAACUGAUAUUGGAAAAAGUUGGGCAGAUGAGAUCAAUUCAAGAAGAAAUUCACGAUUAGCAAAACAAGCAUAAAAGAUCUACUGAUGGAGCUCCAGUCUUGAUCUUUCUCUUACUGCAAAGAUACCUUUUUUUUUAAUAGGAAGUUUUGUGGGAUGGCAUUUCAUACUGAUAUUUUGCCGCCUUCAUUAUCUUUCUUGUUUCUCAAGGAGAAAACCUGAAUAAAGCUGAAUUGGGAAACAGUGGAAAGAGAUCAUUCAGACUGUAGGAAUAAAGCUCUGUCAAACCUGGAAAUUUAUGCAGGUUAGAUUAGGUUGUGUGAUAUUAGCAUUUCUCAGAUGAAGCUCUCAGAAAUUUUGGAAUGAGGCCAUUGUUAUAUGUAAAGGUCUUAUGAACUUCCUAACUCAACUGUCUGGACCUUUGUAAUUCAGAUUAAUAUAUUCUGCCUUGCCCAGGUUACCAACAUCA